UCGGCCUCUUCUGCAUUUUAAGUAUUUAUAAUAUAGACCUUAUUUGUUUGCUCAAAUUUAUAUCAAUAUGAGUCAUAAAUCAUCGGACAAUAGUUUAUAUUCCGAGAGGAUCAAUAAAGCUUCCAAUAAAAUUGACACGGACCCUUACGAUAUUGAAUCAUGGAAUAUUUUACUGAAAGAUGCCAAGACCAAAUCCAUAGAAACAGCGCGUGAAACAUUUGAACGCGUGAUAACACAAUUUCCCAAUCAAGGCAAGUUUUGGAAGAUAUAUAUCGAAAAAGAGUUAAAAGCCAAGAACUAUGAAAAUGUCGAAAAAUUAUUUCAGCGAUCUUUGGUCAAAAUUUUGAACAUAGACCUGUGGAUAUGCUAUUUGAAUUACGUGAAACAAGCCAAAGCUAAUCAGCCCGGAUUCAAAGAGAAACUAGCCCAAGCUUACGAAUUCGCGCUUGAAAAAAUUGGAUUGGAUUACAGAUCCUAUCCUAUAUGGAGUGGGCAGAUCGAUUUUCUAAAGACCAUAGACGCAGUCGGAUCUUACGCCGAAAAUCAACGAAUCGCUGCCAUUCGCAAAAUAUAUCACAAGGUUUGCGUCACCCCGUUAUUCAAUAUGGAGCAAUUCUGGAGGGAUUAUAUAUCUUUUGAACAAGCCAUCAAUCCGUUGAUAGCGAAAAGAUUAUCGGAUGAACUGAGCAAAGAAUACAUGAACGCUAGAAGGGCUCUUAAAGAAAUAGAAGCUAUAACCAGAGGCCUUAAUAAAUACGCGCCUCCUGUACCUUUCCUAGGCGCAGCUCAAAUUAAACAGAUCGAAAUAUGGAAAAAAUAUUUACAAUGGGAGAAAUCCAAUCCCAUGAACUACGAUGAUAAGAACAUGGUCACCAAAAGAGUGGUAUACGCCUACGAACAAGCGUUACUAUCUAUGAGUUACGUAAGCGAAUUGUGGAUAGAUGCUGGUACUUACCUUCAAAAAGCUAGCAAACAAUUAUCUGAUUACGGGGAUGAAAAGGGGGCCAAAGCUUUGCUGGACAAAGUCGGAGAAUUAUAUGAAAGGGCAAAUACAACUUUUUUUAAAACUCAUCUUCUCAUGCAUUUCAUCCAAUCAGAUUUCGAAGAAAUGCGCAAAAAUCAAUCUAAGGCGGGAGCCGUUUACGUUCAAUUUUUGGAUCUUAAACACAAAAGCAUAAGUUCUAACGAUAUCACAUUGGCAUACAUUCAGUAUAUGAGGUACAGUAAGCGCACUGACGGAAUCAAAGCGGCCAGAAUUAUCUUUAAGAAGGCGAGAGAAGACGCUAGGUGUAAUUACCAUAUAUUUAUUUGCGCAGCUCUAAUGGAAUACUAUUCUAGCAAGGAUAAAAAUAUAGCCUUGAAAAUAUUUGAAUUGGGACUUAAAAAAUUUUCCACGGAAAUCAAAUACUUGAAAGAAUAUAUCAAAUUUUCGCUUAAUCUCAAUGAGGAUAAUAACACGCGCGUUUUGUUCGAAAGGCUGCUGAGUCUAACCUUCGAUCAAUUAUCUCCCGAAGCCACUUCAGAAUUAUGGAAUAUGUUUCUGCACUUUGAAAUAGAGGUCGGGGAUUUGAACAAUGUACUCAAGAUUCAACAGAGGCGAUUAGCUGCUUCACAUAAGAUAAAAGAUGGCGACUCAGAUAUAUCUCAAUUGUUAGAUAGGUACGGUUAUGGUGAUUUGAUGCCUCACACUUCUCUCUUAACUUGCCCUCCAUCUAUCUCUCCUCAUUCCAGCCAACUAAUAACUUCAACCACAACUCAUAAUCCAACCAAUGAUUUAAUUCCUGAUGUAGAGCAAAUGUUACCCUUUAAGCCUGCUAAAUCUACAUUUUACGGAAACGAAUCACUUAAUAUUCCAGGAGGCUUGUACGCUUACCCACCAGCUGUCAAUACUCUACUCGAGAAAUUGCCUCCUCCCAUGUCUUUCAGCGGACCAUUCGUUAUUUUAGACCAAUUUUUAACCACGCUUGCGAAUUCAUCUCUAGAAACUGCCAAAAUAACCAAACAAUCCGAACAAGGAAACAUAACUGGAAAUCUAACAAAACAAAUACAAAUAUCAUCCCCAAAAUCUUUCGCAUCUCCUAAAGUAGUUACUACUCCGAACCCUUAUAAUGCACCAGAUGACAAUGAUCAUAACGCGCUGUAUUCGCUAGAUGAUAAUUCAGAAAAUUAUGCUAAUACACCGCCUAUAAAUGACAUAUACCGAUUGAGGCAGCAGAAAAAAAUUAAAUAAUCCAUAUUCAUAUCAUGUGUAUAUCUUGCCAUUGUUAUUCCUAUUUACCCUUAUUUAAAGAUCUUAACGUUACCAACUUUUCUGGAGGAAUUUUUUCUUCUCCAUAUAUCUUUUAUUUCAAUCAACAUUGCACAAUAAGAUAUAUUGAUAAAAUUAUAAAAAAUGGUAAAUUUUUAUAAUAUAUCAAUAUAUUUUAUUUGCAGUUUAAUAUAUUUUUUUUAAACAUGUAAAUACCCCCCCCCCCCUAUUGUAAAUAAAUAUUUCCUGUUUUUACACAUUAUUUUGUAAAAACAUUAUAUUUUACUUUUUAAAUGAAAUAUAUUUUUAUAUUGGAAAAUGUGAUAUUAUAUUCCAGACAUGUGUUUGAAAAUUUGAAUGUACGCUAUAUUAGAUAAUGAACAAAAAAAUUAUCCAAA
Molecule: messenger RNA, 2646 nt
Organism: Gordionus sp. m RMFG-2023
Lineage: Eukaryota; Metazoa; Nematomorpha; Gordioida; Chordodea; Parachordodidae
Product: cleavage stimulation factor subunit 3-like
Exons: 20
Coding region: 68-2230 (720 amino acids)
Biological process (GO): mRNA 3'-end processing
Cellular component (GO): nucleus
Molecular function (GO): mRNA binding; protein binding
Source: RefSeq, a predicted model, not a curated record